AACGUGUCUGUCAACUCCGCCCCCAAUGCAAUUUAAUUCCUCUCUCCCCCCUUUCCGAUUUUCCCUCUCAUCCGCUCCUUCUCUCCUCCCUCCGAUUCUUCAUGGCCCCUUCCCUCCACGAUGAUCCCAUUGAUGAUUCCAUCUCCGCCGCCGCCCCUCCACAACCUCCUCUACCUCAAAUGCCGCCAAUCAAGGUCACCAUCGUCGGCAGCGGAAAUUGGGGCAGUGUCGCCGCCAAGCUCAUCGCCUCCAACACACUUAAACUCUCCUCUUUCCACGAUGAAGUGAGAAUGUGGGUGUUUGAGGAGACCCUCCCAACUGGUGAAAAGCUCACUGAAGUCAUCAACAAUACUAAUGAGAACGUCAAGUAUCUCCCUGGAAUAAAGCUCGGCAAAAAUGUUGUUGCGGAUCCUGAUCUUGAAAACGCAGUGAGGGAUGCCACCAUGCUAGUAUUUGUGACUCCCCAUCAGUUCAUGGAGGGCAUUUGCAAAAGGCUGGUGGGGAAGAUAAGGAGCGACGCUGAAGCAAUCUCCCUAAUCAAAGGAAUGGAAGUCAAGAGGGAUGGUCCGUGCAUGAUCUCGUCCCUCAUAUCCGAGCAUCUUGGAAUCAACUGCUGUGUUUUGAUGGGUGCAAACAUUGCAAACGAGAUUGCGUUGGAGCAGUUUAGUGAAGCUACAGUCGGAUACAGGAAAAAUAAAGAGAUUGCGGAUAAAUGGGUUAAGCUAUUCAACACUUCAUACUUCAUGGUCUCGUGUGUCCAAGAUGUGGAAGGAGUUGAACUCUGUGGAACGCUAAAAAACAUUGUGGCUAUUGCAGCAGGAUUCGUGGAUGGGUUGGAGAUGGGGAACAACACAAAGGCUGCAAUAAUGAGAAUUGGUUUAAGGGAGAUGAAGGCCUUCUCAAAGCUACUCUUCCCUUCGGUCAAGGAUACUACCUUCUUCGAGAGCUGUGGCAUAGCAGAUCUCAUCACGACAUGCUUGGGAGGGAGAAACAGGAGAUGUGCCGAGGCUUUUGCUAAGAACGGUGGGAAGAGGUCAUUCGAUGAGCUCGAAGCUGAGAUGUUGCAGGGCCAAAAACUACAGGGAGUAUCGACUGCAAAAGAGGUGCACGAGGUUUUGAGCCAUCGAGGAUGGUUAGAGAAUUUCCCUCUCUUCUCGACUGUCCACGAGAUCAGUUGUGGCCGUCUUCCGCCAAACGCCAUUGUUGUAUACAGUGAGCUCGCUCCAGAUCAGUCCAGGGGUGAAUCAAGAAUUUGAUUAUGGAAUAGGCUGAAAAAUAAACAAUUCAGCGCUUUCAGUUUUAUACGUAUGCUUUGCCAGACUUUAUCAAUAACUCACACUAUAUGCUUGUGCUUAUUCUACUCAACUUUUACCAA
This is a messenger RNA of Salvia hispanica, 1375 nucleotides long. RefSeq names its product NAD-dependent glycerol-3-phosphate dehydrogenase family protein (gene GPDHP). Gene Ontology annotation, cellular component: cytosol. NCBI's taxonomy places the organism in Eukaryota, Viridiplantae, Streptophyta, Magnoliopsida, Lamiales, Lamiaceae. Gene Ontology annotation, biological process: glycerol-3-phosphate catabolic process; carbohydrate metabolic process. Gene Ontology annotation, molecular function: protein homodimerization activity; NAD binding; glycerol-3-phosphate dehydrogenase [NAD(P)+] activity. The record is from RefSeq and is a predicted model, not a curated record.